AUGGAGGCGACGGAGGCGGCGGCGGCGGCGCGGCCGGGCAGCAGCGACAGCGGCGGCUCCCCUGGGCGGGCGCCGUGCUGCGAGCGGGAGCGGCUUGUGGGCGCGCUGAGCGCCGCCCUGAGGAGCCGCCUGGGGCCUUACGAGCCGCCGCUGGGCGCCCUGCAGGCCCUGCUCGUGUGGGAGAGGCCGGCCCGCAGCGCGCUCGCCUGGGCCGCAGCACACGCCGCUUUCGGGUUCUUUGCUCUGACAUCUCUCCAUCUAGUAUUCUUGGUUGCUUUCAUCCUGAUACUAAUAGUGUGUUUUGAUCAGUGGAAGAAUAAAAUCUGGCCUGAGAUAAAAGUGGCAAGACCUGAUGAAUUAGACAGUGAGAGCUGGGGCUACGUCCAUCCCCAACAGCUCAGCGUUCCUGAACUGUGCCACUAUUUGGCAGAAGGCUGGGUCACAGGUGACAGCUUCGUGAGGAGCUUGCUGAGUUUCAAAAGGCACAAUCCAGGCAAGUUCUGCCUUCUAGCAUGUAGUGUCCUCACAUUUUUGGCUGUCUUGGGCCAGUAUAUUCCCGGAGUCUGUCUUGCCUAUCUAACAAUGCUUUCCUUCCUCCUGUGGCCCCUUGCUGUGUACCACCAUCUAGGUCAGCGCCUCUACACCAAGCUAGAGCCAGCUCUGCAGCGGUUGGACUUCAGUGUUCGUGGUUAUAUGAUGACCAAGCAGAGGGAGAGGCAGUCGCGUUACCAGAUGUUGCGGAAGCCCCCUGCUGCUGGCGAUGAGACUGACAGCGAAGAGGAGCUUGCUGCUUUCUGUCCUAAGCUGGAUGAUGCAGUGGUUGCCAAGGAGUUGGCGAUCUCCGAUUCGGAACACUCAGAUGCAGAAGUGUCCUGUACUGAGAAUGGAACUUUCAAUCUCUCACGAGGCCAAACUCCCUUGACUGAAGGGUCAGAAGACUUCGAGGGCCAUAGCGACCCAGAGGAAUCUUUUGCCCAGGACCUCCCAGACUUCCCUUCCAUCAACCCUGAGGUGACGGGAAUAGAUGACGAGGAUGACACCAGCAUAGGCAUUCCAAGUCUUGCCUUCCGUGCACAGGGCCAGGAAGAUCUCCGGCUCUCUUCUGACAAAGAGGAAGUGCCCUCAGGGUUCCUCCUGGGGGCAAUGCCACCCACACACAACCUCACAAAUGACUUAGCUGGCUUCAUGACCAGAGGGAUGAUCCAGCUGGCCUUGUCUGGGAGCUCCCCGUUGGGCACUGCAAGUGGCAACAGACAACAGCACAGUGCCCGGGCCUUCCUCCGGACCUCCAGCUCAGAGCUGGACACAGAUGCUGAAGGAGAUGACUUUGAACUGCUCGAUCAGUCAGAGCUGAAUCAGAUGGACCCUGCCAGUUCCCGUGGCCAGUAAAACAAGUGACCUCUUCCUUUUUGUGGAGCAGAGAUGGAUGUGGCCUG
Messenger RNA from Euleptes europaea (tarantolino), 1436 nucleotides. RefSeq names its product reticulophagy regulator family member 3 (gene RETREG3). The record is from RefSeq and is a predicted model, not a curated record. NCBI's taxonomy places the organism in Eukaryota, Metazoa, Chordata, Lepidosauria, Squamata, Sphaerodactylidae. Bases 1 to 1389 code for a protein of 462 amino acids. Gene Ontology annotation, biological process: reticulophagy. The transcript is spliced from 9 exons.